AUGGGUUGGAAGAUUCCUGAUAAAGAGACUGACAUUCCCUCCGAUAGAAUGACGCCCAAUUACGGGAUCACUGUGAAAUAUUCUUUAUGCCACAAGGAGAACCACAAUAUGAGAGGGUGCCCACUGAAAAAGCUCAACCAUUCAUCUCAACAGGAGCAGGUAGCUACAAUUGAGGCAACAAAUAAUGAGCAGGAAAAAAGGAGAAAUAUAUCUGAUGGGGAAAAUGUACAAUCUCAAGAGUCUUUCAUACUUCAGAGUCAUGGUACACAAGUCUCACAUUCCCGGAGUAGUAAUAUUCCUAUAUCAAGCAGUGGGACUAUGAAAACUCUUGGAUUAAACAAGCAAAAAUUCCAGGUGAAAAGGCUUGUUCCUGAAAAAAUGAAAAACCAGAAGAAGACAUUAUGGAGGCCACCUGGGAGUUGA
Striga asiatica is the source of this 423-nucleotide messenger RNA. NCBI's taxonomy places the organism in Eukaryota, Viridiplantae, Streptophyta, Magnoliopsida, Lamiales, Orobanchaceae. The record is from the annotation of a GenBank genome assembly.